AUGCAUUUUCGCAAAAUGUCAUCGGUCAAGUCGGUCGAUUCGUUUUCGAGCUACAAGUCGCUGCUGACUGCUAGGCCGGUCGUUUUGCCACCCCUGCUACUGGGCACGGCCAGAAACCGAUAUUUGGGAGUACGAACAAAGAGUGAAGCCGUGGCUUCAAUCCGACAACGAACUGACUUCCGAUUGUAUCACCUUUGGAAUCCUCAACUCGUGGUGGAGAAGGAUGAUCAGCUUCCGCUUACCAUCGUCUACAAGUCUAGCCAAGGGGUAAUAUUCCAUUGGCCUAUCAAAACAAUUGGGCAUAUCGAUAAGUUUAACAAGUAAGUUCUGAGAAAUGUUACUCUGCCAUCGUUAAAGUUGUAGUAUUGACGACUUUUUAGAGUAACAAUAAGCAAUAAAAUUAAUUUUUCAACUGAAUGAUUCUUAACUUAUGUUGUUUUAGAUUCAUGGUAGACUUCUACUUUGUCGAAACACACGGCCCUACUUUCAAAGACCUGACCAACCUUGUGGACUGCUACGAAACCAAACAGUACUGCGACAGCGGAGAAGUGGAUGUAUUCAGAUGCAAUAAAACUGAUUAA
Messenger RNA from Bursaphelenchus okinawaensis, 581 nucleotides. NCBI's taxonomy places the organism in Eukaryota, Metazoa, Nematoda, Chromadorea, Rhabditida, Aphelenchoididae. The record is from the annotation of a GenBank genome assembly.